Acanthosepion pharaonis is the source of this 540-nucleotide messenger RNA. Lineage: Eukaryota; Metazoa; Mollusca; Cephalopoda; Sepiida; Sepiidae. The record is from the annotation of a GenBank genome assembly.
AUGUCCACGUCCACACCCGACCUACGACCCUACGUCCGCACACGGUCAUGGGACCGCUACGAGGCUGAGCCCCUGACCCGUUCUGCCAUAUGUCUCGUUCUGUCUUCCCUUCUUUCUUUCUUUCUUUCUUUCUUUCUUUCUUUUCUUUCUGAAACCAACACACCCGUUUCUUUCUCUCUUUCUCUUACUCUCUCUGUCUUUCUCUCUGCCUCCUUCCCUCCCAGUCUGUAUUCUCUGUUUCUCACUCUCUCUCAGUCUUUCUCUCUCUCUUUCUCUUCCAAUCUGUAUCUCUCUUUCUCAGUAUGUCUCUCUCAGCAUGUCUCUCUCUUUCUCUCUUUCUCUCUUUUUCUCACUCUGUCUGUCUUUCUCUCCCAAUCUGUAUCUUUCUCUGAGUUUUUCUCUCUCAAUAUCUCUCUCUUUUUCUCUCUCUCUCUCUCUCUCUCUCUCUCAGAAUGUCUCUAUCUCUUUCUCUCUCUCUCUCAGUCUGUCUGUAUCUCCCUCAGUCUGUUUUUCUCACCGACUGCAGCAUGUAAAUGGUGA